AUGGCGCCGCCCGGCAACAGCUUCAUCCGCGUGAGGCUGCUCUUCGACUACCCGCCGCCCGCCGCCGUGGGCUGCCGCAUGUGCUGGCUGCUCGUGGACAUGGCCGCGUGCCGCGUGGUGGCGGACCUGGAGAGCAUGGUCAGGGAGAGGUUCGGCUUCAGCCGCAGGAGCAUCCUCAGCCUGGUGAAGGUGGACUCUGUGGCUCAGGUGGACUCUGGGGCUCAGCUGGACUCUGGGGCUCAGCUGGACUCUGGGGCUCAGCUGGACCCGCUCAGCAGCCGUCCAGACACCCCCGCUGUGGCCUGCAGGAAGAGACACAGAGAGGAUGUGCCGGCGGGGGAGGAACGCAAAAAGAAGAAGAAGAAGAAGAUGAGAGAAUUGGAAGAAUCCCCCCCCGACUGCACCAACCAUGCUGUGGUGAAGGCCAAAAAAAACAAAGAAAAAAGGACCAAUAAAAAGCCGCCCCCCCCUGAAGGAGCUGGCGCCCCCCACAGAGCCAAAAGCACCAAGCAGCCCCCAGCAGCACAGAAAAGCCCCAGCCCCUCCAGUUCCAGUGCCAGCAGCAGCGAUGAGGGGGGGGCCCUGAAGGUUAGGGCGGCCAAAGCACCUCCCCCUACCCCCGCUGCCCCAAAAGCACCCCCAAAGACCAAACCCCCCCCUCCCUCUGCCCCCUGCUCAGGAACAGACUCCCCAGCCCGUAGGCUCAAAGCCAAGGCCUCACCCCUCACUGGGGGGGGGGGCGAGGACACCCAGCUGCUGAGCCCACAGCCUGCAGCCCGCCGCGCGGGGGGGGCGCCCCGCCGCCACAGAGAGGGAGGCCCCGCACAGCCGGUGGGGGGCGAUGGCAGCAGGGCCACUGAAGACCAGCGUGGCCUGGACACCUCCUACAGGACGGACUCCCUGACCAACGCGUCUGUCCUCCUCCAGAAUGGAGCAGCAAACGGAGCCGCAGGGCUUCCUAAGCAGGACUACAGCUCCAUGCCCCUGCUGGCCGCCCCCCCACAGGUGGGCCGGAAAAUAGCCUUCAAGAUACUGGAGCUGACAGACAACUAUACACCAGAGGUAUCUGAGUAUAAGGAGGGAAGGAUUGUGAGCUUUGACCCAGGAACCAAACAGAUUGAACUUGAACUUCAGACUGUCUCUGAAGCUCCUGCUGAACCUGGCAAGUUUGACCUGGUCUAUCAGAACCCAGACGGCUCGGAGCGGGUGGAGUAUGCCGUGUCCAGAGGAUGCUGGAUAACAGAAAACUGGGCCUCUCUGCUGGAGCCAAGACUCAUCCUUUGAAAUGGAAAAUGCGGGGAAUCACCUUCUAUCAAAUGUACAGAAUUUUAGGAUAUUUGGAUCAUUUUGAACUUUUGACCUGUAACUAUCUUGUUUUCAUGCAAUGUUUUCCUAAUAAAAUAUUCCUUUUUUGA
This is a messenger RNA of Menidia menidia (Atlantic silverside), 1415 nucleotides long. NCBI's taxonomy places the organism in Eukaryota, Metazoa, Chordata, Actinopteri, Atheriniformes, Atherinopsidae. The record is from the annotation of a GenBank genome assembly.